Messenger RNA from Necator americanus (New World hookworm), 717 nucleotides. RefSeq lists its product as uncharacterized. The record is from RefSeq and is a predicted model, not a curated record. Bases 1 to 717 code for a protein of 238 amino acids. The transcript is spliced from 7 exons. NCBI's taxonomy places the organism in Eukaryota, Metazoa, Nematoda, Chromadorea, Rhabditida, Ancylostomatidae.
AUGUUACCAACGGUACAAAUUCUCUCAAUACUCUCCUUUCCAAUAGUGAUCAGCAUUAUACCCAUAGAAAGACAUCCGAGAAAAAGACAAAACUACCACGACCCUGAAUAUCACCACAUUGUGCGACGAGGUUAUGGUUACGGUGGCUCCUACGGAUAUGGUAAUAACGCUCAACAAGGGUAUGGAGCUGCACAAUAUGGGUCAUAUGGGAACUCCUAUGGCGGCAUGAACAGGGGCUCCUACGGAAGAUCGUAUGGUGGCUACGGAGGUGGAGGAGGAGGAGGAGGUGGUGGUGGAUUUGGCGGACAAAUAGGUAGCUCGGGAUUCCAAACCAAGUCCGAAGUGACCAUCACGAAAACAACAACAUGGAAUUCUGGGCAACAAGGUGGUUUAGGACCUAGUGGAGCAAUUGGUCGUCCUCCUGGAUUUCCAGGAUCUUCUGAAGUUAAUCCUGGAGUUGCGGGUGGUUCGUUAGGGCCAGUUUCUUCAGGUGGCCCAAUAGGUUCAAUUCCACCUGCUGCCGAUAACGGAGACACAGGGAUUAGAGAUGGACCAUAUUCAACAGUAGGACAGAAAGCACCUUUACCUCCUAGUGGUAUCCCAGAUCUACCAGGUUCAGGAGAAUUGGUUAAACGCUUUUGUGGACAAUUUUUGAAAACAGACAUUAUUUUUGAAGUAUCUGUGGAUGACAUUACUGUCGUAAACAGAUUAUCUUAA